Prorocentrum cordatum is the source of this 1276-nucleotide messenger RNA. The record is from the annotation of a GenBank genome assembly. Lineage: Eukaryota; Dinophyceae; Prorocentrales; Prorocentraceae.
UUUUAACACACAGGAACACAUCCGUAGCCAUUUUGGCUCAAGCUGGCUUCGGGCGCUGGGCGGGCGGCGUGCCCCCCCGCUGCGGCUCGGGCGAUGGCGACGGUCCGUCCCCCCGAUGGGGAAGCGGUGGCGCUGCUCGCCCCGCUCGUGAAGGCGGCUGCGGCGGGUGCGGCCGAAGGCGGUGGCGGGCGGCAGCAGGUCGCCGCCGCUGUCGCCUCGGCCCUGAGCACGGGUGCCGCGCUGCUCGCCCCGUGCCAGGCCUCCGAAGUUGAGGAGGAGGUGGCGGUGCGCGAGCAGCUUGGGAGGGCCCACCUGGCGGAGAUGGUCAAGGCUGGCCGCGCGGGCGCGCAGCCGCGGCCGUCGGGGGCCAGCCGCGCCUUCCGCGGCUGGGCCCAGCGCGCCGAGUUCGGCGGAGGGCCCCGUGAUGUGCCUGCCACGGCGCGCGAUGCCAGGCGCCGCGGGAGGGGCCGUCGUCGCUGCGCUGGCGGCGCCGAGUCGGCGGGGACGGCGGGCGCCGCGACCACAGACGACCUGGAGGCAGUGAAGGAGCGGCUCGAGGAGGGUCGGGAGGUGAAUGUCCCGUUGAAGCCGGUUGAGAAGGAGAAGGGGGAGAUGAAGAAGCUUGUCUUCCAGGUAAACCGACGAGGUGAAGGUGGUGGUAUCGGCCAUGGGUGAGUUGGCCCUGGUGAACACUCGGCUCAACAAAGGGGAGACCAAGAUCGGCUCUGAGAAGCUCAAGGACGUGAAUGCCCCCAAGGUGACGGCCCAGCUGGUCACGGACUGCCGCAAGGUGGAGUACAACCACAUGGACGUUGACGCUAAGGAUGGCGUCGCGGUCAAGAUCGGCGACGACGACGUGUUCGCGGAGUGCAGCGAUGUGAGCCUCUCUGUCGAUCCCGUCAAGGGCAAGGGCAGGCGUCUCGAGGCCGAUGCACCUGGAGUGCGUGCGCAGGGACGGGUGGCUGCGGCCGUGGCGGCCCAGGCGGCAAUCCUGGGCUGCGAUCUGGCCGAGGGGCUGCGGCUGCUCGAGGCGGCUCAGGUCUUCGGCCAGGCCGAGUGAGGCGUGCAGUUGCAUUCUGUAUGUAGAUCUGGUCUCGCCUCGGUGGGGGGGUUGGGCGUCUGAGGGGGUUGGCCCUUCCGCCUGCCCGGGCCUGUAGGGGCCGCCCCGUCUUGGUUUCGUAUGGGUUUUUCCCCUUUGCCUUGAAGGCCCCGUCUUUGACUUUAACUGUAAGACACAGGAACACGGCAGAACACGCAGGAGUAUGAGGAGCUCGGC